This is a messenger RNA of Folsomia candida, 2874 nucleotides long. RefSeq names its product rab GTPase-binding effector protein 1. Gene Ontology annotation, cellular component: intracellular membrane-bounded organelle. NCBI's taxonomy places the organism in Eukaryota, Metazoa, Arthropoda, Collembola, Entomobryomorpha, Isotomidae. The coding region runs from base 264 to 2630 and encodes 788 amino acids. The transcript has 15 exons. The record is from RefSeq and is a predicted model, not a curated record. Gene Ontology annotation, molecular function: metal ion binding; growth factor activity; GTPase activator activity. Gene Ontology annotation, biological process: endocytosis.
UCAUCUCGCGGGAGUGCAUCUUCGCUCACUAAACUCUCGAAUCACCAGAAUUUUAUGAAACUUGCUACAAACCAAACCCAAAUAGUUAAUUACAGUUUGCAAACUAAUUAUUGUUCAUUAUUCAGGGGCGAAUACAUUUUUGACAAGCUUUCAUUAGGAUAAACUGUAGACAGCAGUCCUAACUGAAAAUCUACCUUCAAUGUUAAUUUUUAGUUAAAAACUAGUGAAUCAAUUUCUGGAUUGUUUUUUUGAUUUAAUUAAAAAUGGAAGACGAGGCGGCAUUAGCGGCGGACAUUUUUGACCACUCGUUGUCCCCCACAAAUUCCAGGGGUGCAGAACUUGGUGAAGGUGAUGGCCCCACAAUCAUUCCGGAAGAUAGAAUUAAAAUGUUGGAAGAAACAAUUAGCCAUUUGAAUGCUGAUUUCGGCUCACAACGGGCGACCUUCAAGGAAAUUUAUUUGAAAAAAGAAGAAGAAUUAGCCACCGAGAGGAAGGAAAAAGAUGACCUUUCGGUCAAAAUACGAAACUUGCAGGAAGAUUUGAACGAAGCCAAGAGUCAAGUGACCAUCGCCCAGUUUACAAAAGAAAAUGAAAUUGAGGUGGAAAAGUCAAGAUAUCAGCAUGAUCUCACCUCAAUGAGGGUCCGAUUUGAAGAGAAACUGAACAGUGUUCGAGCCAAAUAUGAAGAUGAAAUCCAACAAUUGAAAGCAACUAAUCUGAAACUAGAACUUAACUCGGAACAUCAAUCGCAUCAUCAUCAUCACCAUCACAGUACCUCAACGCCUAAUAGUAGUAGCAGUAAUGAUGGACCAGGUGCAAUGUUUUCUUCCGCAGUGACCAAUCUUGCCAGGAAACUAACACCGGGUGGUGGUGGAGGUGGCAGUAACGAUAGUCUUUUGGAGGAUGGAAAUAAAUCCAAGCAACAACAAGGACAAGGAAAAUAUGCAUAUGAAGACGCUGAGAUACUCCGAUCCCUUGUUGUACAACUUGAAGAAGAAGUAUCUGCCCUAAAGGAAAAGUUACGCCAUUCAGAUGAUCAGUUGGCCACUGUGCAAGGGGCACAAGCCUCAUUAGUCAAGGGGAAUGAUGCACUUACUCAUUUAUUCGAAGGAGAGGAUGUUCAAGGAGUUCUCUCCCACUUUGACGACAAAUUGCGACACGCAAGAUCUGGCCUAGAAGCUGAGAAAUCUUCCAGAGCUGACCUAGAAAUGUAUGUGGCGUUUGCAAAUGCUCAAAAAACCCUGUUAAAAGACGAGUUGGACAAGGUUAAGUUGCAGCUAAGAGAGGUCAGAGCCAGUUAUGAAGUGGAAAAGAAAAAUCACGAAGAACUUAAGGAGACAUGGGAAAAGGCCAAUGAACAUUUUGUGUCGACACACAACGAGUAUAUCACAGUUAUCAAUCAGUAUCGAGAGAUUUUGACUACGGACCAGUUAGAUGCUUUAAGAUCAAAGUCGUCCAGUUUAGAUGGGUCCGUUGGCGUGGUGUCAAUUGUUGUAGGUUCAACAGAUCAAGAAACAUCAUUGUUAAAGGAAGCAGCACCUAUUACCCCUUGCCAAGAAUGUCAGAAAUAUCAAGAGGACUCUGAAAAAUUGAGAAAUGAUUUAUUGAAGGCUGCUAAACUAAGAAAUGAAAUGGAGGCUGAUUGGUUUAGAAUAUCACACGAUUUUCAGAGUAAAUUAGGAUCUCUUGAAGAACAAAUUGGGACUUACGAAGUUGUAUUAUUGGAGUUGAAUACAUCUUGCCAACAGUCAAUGGAGGGAAUGGAACACACGAUAAAAAGGCUUGGAUACGACAGAGAAUCAAUUCAGAGAAAGAUUGAAAAGUUGGAAGCAGAAAACGAUAUUUUGAAAGGGAAGCAUGUCGCCCAUUCGCUCCAGUUGCAAAACGAAUACAUUUCAUUACCCAACGAUAUUAUGGAACUCCAAGAAAUGGUCCUCAGACUAAAGGAAGAGCUCAUUAGCGUAAAAGUUGGGAAGGAACAGAUCGAAGGGGAGUUUAAAUUCUUGAAAGACCAAAUGAGAAUGAUUGAGGAAGAAAAAGUUUCAGUAGAAGAAACACUCAAUUCAGAGAUUGCUGCUUGUCGAGAAAAAGUCAACGAAUUGAGUUCGGCUCUUCAUAAAAGUGAAGAGGAUAGGAAGCGCCUAGAUAAAUCCGCAGCCGACCUCAAAAACAAACUUUUGGCUUCGGAAACACAAAUUAAUAAACUCAAGAGUCAAACUGGUGAUUGGAGUAAGGAAAAGGAUGGAAUGCAAAAAGAAAUUCAUGAGCUUACUGGAAGAAUCACAACACUUCGGAAAGAACUAUCAAAUAGUGAAGAACUUCAGAAAGACCUGAUUUCCCUAUCCAAAUCUCUGCAAGUGAACUUGGAGAGCAUUCGUCAAGCUGAGACCGAAGUUAGAUGGCAACAUCCCGAUGAUGUCUCUCAUUGCAACUCUUGUCGCAAACAUUUAACUGAUUCUAAAGAAAAGAGUAACUGUUUACAUUGUGGCCGAAUAUUCUGCAAAAGUUGCAUAAGUCGAAGCGUUCGAAGAGGAAAUCGAGAUUAUAAUGUGUGUGGUAUUUGCCACACGUUACUUGCACACGACUCUGCCCCCUACUUUUCAACGGAGCCGCCACAUUCCCCUGACUAAUAAUACUUUAAUUUUAAAUUAAUAUUAUGUAUUACGUGUGUAAUGCAUGGUCGAAUAUGUAUGCAUUCCCCCCUCAGCAUUAUUGAGAAAUGAGUUAAUUCAGACAACUCUAGUCGUCGUUUUAUAUUUCAUGUUGACAAUCUUGCCUCCCUCGCCCCUUUUUACUUAUUACCAGCUUCGGUCUUUUAGACGUAUGUAUGUCAAGGUGACGUUGAAAAUACAAAAUAAAAUCUUGAUCAUAAUA